GCGGUCCGGGCGGGAGGCGGCGGCGGCGGGGCGAUGUCGGCCAGCGCCGUCUACGUGCUGGACCUGAAGGGCAAGGUUCUCAUCUGUCGGAAUUACCGUGGAGAUGUGGACAUGUCAGAGGUGGAGCAUUUUAUGCCAAUCCUUAUGGAAAAGGAAGAAGAGGGGACGCUUUCUCCUAUUCUAGCACAUGGAGGAGUUCGGUUUAUGUGGAUUAAACAUAACAACCUAUAUCUUGUUGCAACUUCUAAGAAAAAUGCUUGUGUAUCACUGGUGUUUUCAUUUUUAUAUAAAGUAGUUCAGGUUUUUUCUGAAUAUUUCAAGGAGUUGGAAGAAGAAAGCAUUAGGGAUAAUUUUGUUAUUAUUUAUGAGUUGUUAGAUGAGCUUAUGGAUUUUGGUUAUCCACAAACCACUGAUAGUAAAAUUUUACAAGAGUACAUCACUCAGGAAGGUCACAAACUUGAAACUGGAGCUCCACGUCCACCUGCCACUGUUACGAAUGCUGUUUCAUGGAGAUCAGAAGGGAUAAAAUACAGGAAAAAUGAAGUGUUCCUGGAUGUUAUAGAGUCUGUUAACCUUUUGGUCAGUGCCAACGGAAACGUAUUACGGAGUGAGAUAGUUGGAUCCAUUAAAAUGCGAGUCUUUCUCUCGGGAAUGCCAGAGCUACGCCUUGGUUUAAAUGACAAAGUUCUCUUUGAUAAUACAGGCCGUGAGUAUUUCGGUGGCAAAAGUAAAUCAGUAGAACUGGAAGAUGUAAAGUUUCACCAGUGUGUUCGUCUCUCCCGCUUUGAAAACGACAGGACAAUUUCUUUCAUUCCGCCUGAUGGAGAGUUUGAACUGAUGUCAUAUCGUCUUAAUACCCACGUAAAACCACUGAUCUGGAUUGAGUCUGUGAUUGAAAAACAUUCCCACAGCCGCAUCGAGUACAUGAUCAAGGCAAAAAGUCAGUUUAAGCGUAGAUCAACUGCCAACAAUGUGGAGAUUCACAUUCCAGUUCCAAACGAUGCGGACUCGCCAAAGUUUAAAACCACUGUUGGAAGUGUCAAAUGGGUUCCAGAGAACAGUGAAAUUGUCUGGUCCAUUAAAUCUUUUCCAGGUGGAAAAGAAUACCUGAUGAGAGCUCACUUUGGACUUCCAAGUGUUGAAGCUGAAGAUAAGGAAGGAAAACCUCCCAUUAGUGUAAAGUUUGAGAUUCCAUAUUUCACCACUUCAGGAAUCCAGGUUCGCUACUUAAAGAUAAUUGAGAAGAGCGGCUAUCAGGCUCUCCCAUGGGUUCGUUACAUCACCCAGAACGGAGACUACCAGCUUCGAACACAAUAAAACACCUCGCAAGCACCACAGACGACAAAACUUCAGGCCUAGAAUUUGUUUGCAGAAGGUUCUGUGGUACUGAGAGCUGUGAAUGUUGUUGCCAGGGGUCUUGUUUCUGCAAUCUUGGAUUGGCAGGAGAACGAUUGGAAAAUUAGUGUUUUCAAUAAUGUGUUUGAGCAUUUGAACCAUUAGUAUUGAUUGUGUGAAUAUUUAUUUCAUUCUUAGAACGUGCUGAUCUUGCUGCUAAAUGCUAAUUACAUUAGGAGUAGCAGUUACCUUGAGCCAGGAAUACAGACUGAACCUUGAGAAUGUCUUGUCAAUGCCUUGUCCAUUACAUUCGCAAAGUUUCUAGUAUUCGUAUUUUAGGAUCUGUAAAGACAUUGGCAGCGUUGUGCUACAAAUUAGGGAGACAACUGUGCAAUUAAAUGACUGCUGAACACUUAGUGGUAUUUAGCCCAAGGUAUUUAUUGUUUUCUGGGCAUAUGGGUGCCUUAACUCAUUCAAAGCUCUGUUAACUUAUAAAAAUUUACGGAAUACGAGUUAAAACUAUCUGAAGUCCAAAAAUACUAUUUGCUCUUUUUGCAUGGUUUCAAACCAAUUAAUCUGACAGAACAACUUCAAGUGAAGGGUUUGGAAACAAAAAUAUGGGUUUGUUAAAGACUAAGUUAACUGAGAACAAGAGAUCUCAGAAGUCAAUGUCUAUGGGAACGUCUCUGUGGAAACACGAUGAUUGCUAGUUCGAGUUAGUCGAAAUGCAGACUGAAGAGUUUCGACCCUGUGAUACCCUUAGGGCAUGGAAACCCUAUGCCAAUUGACUAGUAUUUGCCUUUUUUAAAUUUCUGUUCAUAAAACAAGUUCAAAACUGUAAUAUGUAGACAUAAGACCUUAGAUUAAUUA
Messenger RNA from Gymnogyps californianus (California condor), 2205 nucleotides. It is a transcript of the gene AP1M1, whose product is annotated as adaptor related protein complex 1 subunit mu 1. Gene Ontology annotation, molecular function: clathrin-cargo adaptor activity. Gene Ontology annotation, biological process: intracellular protein transport; vesicle-mediated transport. The record is from RefSeq and is a predicted model, not a curated record. The transcript is spliced from 12 exons. NCBI's taxonomy places the organism in Eukaryota, Metazoa, Chordata, Aves, Accipitriformes, Cathartidae. Gene Ontology annotation, cellular component: clathrin-coated vesicle; clathrin adaptor complex. The coding region runs from base 34 to 1317 and encodes 427 amino acids.